Messenger RNA from Closterium sp. Naga37s-1, 1410 nucleotides. The record is from the annotation of a GenBank genome assembly. NCBI's taxonomy places the organism in Eukaryota, Viridiplantae, Streptophyta, Zygnematophyceae, Desmidiales, Closteriaceae.
AUGUCCACGCCGUACGCUAUUGCUAACUGGCAGACCGUCGCGAAAGGCGUGUCUAACGGCAAAGCGUACAUUCGAUUCGACCACCUGGAGUUCCAUCGGCCAGCAGAGGAGGCGCAACACGCGCCGCAGGUUGGGAAAACCGGGCGUAUCGAAGCUCUCUUGUUCGACGUGGAAGAUCGCGAUAGGAUCGGAUACGCCACGUCAGCAAAGACGCGAUCCUUCUGCUGCACUCCCGAGCUGGUCCAGCGCACUGGGUGCAACCCCGGCCACGUCAUCGUCCGGCCAAGGGAUGGCGACCACCAGUGGCCGCGUGUGGUGGAGAUCAAUUUCUUUGGCAACGACACCACAGUGGUGGCAGCACCAUCAGAGAUUCGCAUCAAGAUGACGGGCAUGUACUACCUCUGGUUCGUCAUCUGCGACAAGAGCAUGGCUGGCGUGUCUGUAACGGGGACAACCGUGUGGAAGAACCCUGACGGGUACCUGCCCGGCAUGAUGGCGCCUUAUCUCCUCUUCUACGAGAUCAUGGCUGUGGUAUACACCAUCCUGGGCAUCGUGUGGUUCGCGCAGUACUUCCGCUUCUGGCAGGACGGGCUGCAGAUCCACACGUGCAUCACCGCCGUGCUCGUGCUCUCCAUGGCCGAGAUGGCCACCUGGUUCUUCGACUUCGCCCAUUUCAACUCCUCCGGAUUCCGUCCCAUCGGGACCACCAUCUGGGCGGCGACUCUCGGCGCCAUCCGCAAGGCCGUCUCGCGCGUGCUCGUCCUGGUCGUCUCCAUGGGGUUCGGCGUUGUUCGUCCCACUCUCGGCGGGCUUUCCGGGAAGGUUGUGGCGCUAGGAGUGGGGUAUUUCGCGGCGGUGGAGCUUCUAGACGUGAUGCAGAACGUGGGGGCGAUUGACGAUCUCACGAGCAGCGAGCGGCUGUUCCUGGUGCUGCCGGUGGCGGUGCUCGACGCGAUUUUCAUCCUCUGGAUCUUCUCCGCGCUCUCCAAGACGCUGGCUCAGCUGCAGGCCAAGCGCACGACGCACAAGCUGGAGCUGUACCGCAAGUUUACCAACGGGCUGGCGAUCGCUGUGCUCGUGUCGGUGGCCUGGAUAGGCUUCGAGAUGUACCUGCGCACAUCGGACCCGUACAAUGAGCAAUGGGAGGGCGACUGGAUCACCGGGUGCUUCUGGCAUGUGCUCACGCUCAUGCUGCUCUGCCUCAUCUGCGUUUUAUGGGCGCCCUCAAGAAACGCCACCAGAUACGCCUAUUCGGAGGAUGUUCCAGAGGAGUUGGGCGAGGAGGAGGUAGCACUCACGGCAGUGUCAGCUGCUGCUGGUAACGCUGCAGGUGGGGCAGAGAAGAAGCAAGCAGUUAACACAGACGUGUUCUCAUUGGACGACGAGUUGGAGGAGGGGAAGAAAGAAUAA